This is a messenger RNA of Psammomys obesus (fat sand rat), 567 nucleotides long. RefSeq names its product phosphatidylethanolamine-binding protein 1-like. The record is from RefSeq and is a predicted model, not a curated record. Gene Ontology annotation, biological process: negative regulation of MAPK cascade. Bases 1 to 567 code for a protein of 188 amino acids. Lineage: Eukaryota; Metazoa; Chordata; Mammalia; Rodentia; Muridae. The transcript has a single exon.
AUGCCCGCCGACCUCAGCAAGUGGGCUGGGCCGCUGAGCCUGCAGGAGGUGGACGAGCGGCCCCAGCACCCGCUGCGCGUCUCCUACGCCUCGGGAGUGGAGGUGGACGAGCUGGGCCAAGUGCUGACGCCCACCCAGGUGAAGAACAGACCCAGCAGCAUCUCGUGGGACGGCCUCGACCCGGGCAAACUCUAUACCUUGGUCCUCACAGACCCGGAUGCCCCUAGCAGGAAAGACCCCAAGUACAGGGAGUGGCACCAUUUCCUGGUGGUCAACAUGAAGGGCAACGACAUCAGCAGCGGGAAGGUCCUCUCAGAUUACGUGGGCUCCGGGCCCCCCAGCGGCACCGGCCUUCAUCGCUACGUCUGGCUGGUGUACGAGCAGGACAAGCCACUCAGGUGCGACGAACCCAUCCUCAGCAACCGAUCUGGAGACCACCGCGGCAAGUUCAGAGCGGCGGCCUUCCGCAAGAAGUACCACCUGGGAACCCCGGUGGCCGGCACGUGUUACCAGGCCGAGUGGGAUGACUACGUGCCCAAACUGCACAAACAGCUGUCCGGGAAAUAG